AUGUAUACGUCAAUAGUUUGUUUUUAUGUUCCCCCAACCGCGGGGGGAAGAGAUUCAGAACUGUUAGCGAAAAAACCUGACACUACUAUAUACACACACGAGGUUGCGACAGAGAAAAAAUUAGACGAAACGUCGCAAGGGGCAGGUAUCACCUAUUCAAACCCGGGACGACCUGGGGCUGCUCCAUAUCCUCAUCGUCCUUGA
This is a messenger RNA of Chondrus crispus (carragheen), 204 nucleotides long. RefSeq lists its product as hypothetical. NCBI's taxonomy places the organism in Eukaryota, Rhodophyta, Florideophyceae, Gigartinales, Gigartinaceae. The coding region runs from base 1 to 204 and encodes 67 amino acids. The transcript has a single exon. The record is from RefSeq and is a predicted model, not a curated record.